Molecule: messenger RNA, 1983 nt
Organism: Helicoverpa armigera (cotton bollworm)
Lineage: Eukaryota; Metazoa; Arthropoda; Insecta; Lepidoptera; Noctuidae
Gene: Rad60
Product: DNA repair protein Rad60
Exons: 2
Coding region: 118-1380 (420 amino acids)
Biological process (GO): cytokine production; positive regulation of transcription by RNA polymerase II
Source: RefSeq, a predicted model, not a curated record
GGGGGCAUCAGAGCACAACACUACAAACGUCAAGUAUUUUGAAUUUAUGAAUGUCCAAUUCGUAAACUUAUAUUUUUCUGUGUAAAACUAAUGUAUUUGUGAUAAAACUCGAUUAUAAUGUCUUCAUCAGAUUCAGAUGAUGAUUGCUAUGGAAACAUAGCUGAGAAACUCCAGUCAAUUAAAAACAACUUAGCAAAACAGAGCGUUGAAACUGCUGCUGCGAACAAGACAACUGACAUCGGUCCAAGUACCUCAACGUUACCGAAAACUGAAGAAUUACCGACAGUAAUUGUUGAGGAAGACUUAAACAGCACGGUCAACAAUACGGACAAUGAAUACACGUUAGACGCGAUUAUAGCCAGAAACACGAAGGCGAAAUCGAAGCGAGGCCGUGGAGGUAAGCGCAAAACUUCGAGCGAUAGUUGUGGACCCAGUAAGAGGACUACGAGGACUUCAGAGCGAGCUAGAAGUUCUGCCAGCCAGAGUACUAGCAACUCUAAUGAAGAUAGGACCAGUCCCGUGCCUGAGAUUGUGGAACCAGAGACUUUUACUGCUCCGGAACUACGUGAUGUUCCUACAACUUCAAGAAGGGGUCGACGUGCCGCCAGAGGUCGGUCUAACCGUGGUAGAGGCAGGGGAGAGUCCUCGAGACAACGGGGACGCAGUGCAAGAGAUGAGAUACUAGAAUUAUUCAAUGAUUUUUUCUCCCGAGACAGACGUGCUCCAUCUACUUCUAAUAACUAUCCUAUAUUUAGCGUUGGUAAUACCGAUGAGUAUCCGGACCAAUGCGAUAAUCAGCCGCUGUUCUCGUCCAACGUACAACGUCCGAGCAAUGACGUUGAAAUAGUAGACACGGAUCCUCUAGACGAUGAAAAUGAAGAAAUGUCGGUUAAAGUCUACUGGAGAAGCUUAGAAAUAUUUAAGUUUAAAAUAAGGAAGUACCAAAAAUUAACUCAAAUAUUUAAUUAUUUUACGGAAAAAGAGGGCGUCAGUAGCAAUAAACUGCUUUUUACUUAUAACGAUAAGAUUUUGAAAAUGGACGAUACACCGGACUCUAUAAACUACAGUAUCGCUAAAUUUAUCGAUGGAGGUAUCGUUAAUCAGGACUUAAGUGACUUAUUAGCGGAGAAUAAUGAAAAUAAGGAAUCGAAUGGCUUUAAAUUAAAAUUUCAAUGCCAAAAUAGGAAAAAACCGUUUGAAACGUCUAUGAAUCCUCACGAAAAAUUAAUGUCCGCCAUGAUAAAAUGUGCAGAGCAUUUAGAAACUCCUUUGGAGAAACUAAAAUUUUAUUUUGAUGGAGAUUUAAUAUCCAGUAAAAACACACCUCAAGAUCUGGAAUUGGAGGGCGGAGAGUGUAUAGAUGUUAAGAUAUGUAGCUGAUACACAAAUAAACAUGUAAUUAUAUUUCUACACCAACAAUUUGUUCUAUUAUUAGUAUAGUAAUAAGGAUUGUUUAUUUGUAAUGCUUUCAAAGAAAGACGGCCAAUUUCAAUGAAAUACUCGGCGAUAGAUUAUAAUACCCAAUUUUAUUUAAAGCCCAGUUUCACUAGUUACCGAUAAAGUGUCAAUUACUUAACGAAUAAUUAAUCUAUACUAAUAUUAUAAAGCUGAAGAGUUUGUUUUUUUGAACGCGCUAAUCUCAGGAACUACUGGUCCGAUUUGAAAAAUUCUUUCAGUGUUAGAUAGCCCAUUUAUCGAAGAAGGCUAUAGGCUUUGUAUCCGGCAGAAGCUAGUGCAGCUUAUAAUUUUUGCCAGGUAUUGCUAUCCGGGAUCUGUGAAGCCAAUAGUCAUAGUUUAUCUGUCAGAUAAGUUCCUGAUAUGCUCUCAGAGAAGUUAUCAGUAACCAAUGAAACUGGCUAUAAAUAUUAAAAGUAUGUAAUGAAUAUAAUCUUCUACAAAACGCCAUCUAGUGCCGAAAUAAAUGGAACUUAUGAUAACAGUUGCCUUCUUUAUUAAUUCCUAUAAUAAAGAAUAAAAUAUGUG